Closterium sp. NIES-65 is the source of this 3168-nucleotide messenger RNA. The record is from the annotation of a GenBank genome assembly. Lineage: Eukaryota; Viridiplantae; Streptophyta; Zygnematophyceae; Desmidiales; Closteriaceae.
AUGGCCGAUCAGGAGAACGGCGGGAGCAAAAGAGACGGCGAAGAAAGUGUUCCUGUAAAUGAGCAGGAACUUGAGGCUGACAAGGAACAAGAGCAGCGCCGAGUGCGACUUCGUACUACUUUUAACACUCAAGCGAAUGCGCUUUUGCGGAAAAAUGUUACGUUUCAGAAACGCAACUGGGGAACCAACUGCUGCCUGGUGUCCAUGCCCAUCCUCAUGUGCGUGCUGCUCAAGGUCCUCGAGAUUGCCAUCAACGCCAUCCUCAGCGGCCCGGACUACCGCUGCGGCUGCAUCUGCACGGCCACGGGGCAGAACAACACGGACUCGUGCCCCGAUCCUAGUCAGCAGACGUGCGGCCCGCAGUAUUCCAACAACAAGCAGACCGCCUUCUGCGCCGUGCCGAACCCGUACAUGUACCCCGCCAUGGUCCAGGUGCCCACCCAGUACUUUCGGGCUGUCCUAACGCAGCAAAAUAAUUAUCCGGGCCUGCCAGACGCCUCCUGCCGCUCAGCAUCAAACCUCAACCAAUCAUGCCCGGCCAUUUUCCUCUACACGGGCCAGAACCAGACGCUUGCCAACGCCAUGGGCGCGUAUCUAACAAGCCCCUUCGACCUCAAGGCAUGGCAGACCAUGCCAGGUGUCAACAUCUCCACGGGUAGCUCCAGCUCCGCGCCGCCCACUCCGCCGCCCGCGGCGCCUGCUGCGCCCGCAGCUCCUCCCCCCCCUCUUCCCGGCAGCACGAUCGAGUACAAUGGAACUGCGUCUCUCGCUCCUUACCUCUACAAUUUCGCUACGCUCGAGCUGGGCACGAACGCGUCUCUGACGCUGACGCUGAUCAUCGAGCCGGCGUUGACGCCCAUCACAGACGACCCCAGCAAGCUCUACCUGCUGCAGCCCAACUGCUCUUCUCCAACCGUGCUGCAGACGCCCCUCAAUUUCUCCUUCGGCGGCUUCACUAAAGAACCCCUGCAGCUGUCAUGUGUGCCCACCUCGCCGCUGUGGCGAGCAAACACAGCAGCAAUCGACAACGAGUUGUACAACGGGUUUUACCAGGCACAGACGGCUCUCUAUGGGGGGGACGCUACCAGCAACGAGUAUGCCGGAGCCUUUGACUUCAACACCACGUCAGCCAAGCAGUUCAACACCACCGUCUAUUUCAACUCCACCUAUGCGGGAGCUGGCCAGGGGCCCAGGUCUGCCGUGCGCUUCCCCAAGGUCAUGAACAUGGCCACCAAUGCGUACCUCCAAGCGGUGUUCAGCGCAGCAGCGGAGCUCCCGCUUCUAUUCGUGAAGGACUUCCCCAAGGGCUCCACGGGCCUCACCCUCGACUUUGCCUCCAUCAUCGGCCCGCUCUUCUUCAUGUGGAUCCUGCUCCUGCUCUUCCCGGUGUGUGUGGGGUACCUGGUAUACGAGAAGGAGAAGAACCUACGCAUGAUGAUGAAGAUGCACGGGCUGGGAGACAGCGCCUACUGGCUCAUCUCCUAUGCCUACUUCUUCCUCCUCUCCUUCAUCUACAUCCUAUUCUUCGUCCUCUUCGGCUCCCUCAUCGGGCUUAAGUUCUUCCGGAUCAACAACUAUGCGCUGCAGUUCAUCUUCUAUUUCGUCUUUGGCAACUGGCAGAUCGGCUUUGCCAUUCUCGUCGCCACCUUCUUCAAAUUCACCAAGACCGCCUCGGUGGUUGCGUACCUCUAUGUGUUUGGGGGCGGCCUCUUGAGUCAGUUUCUCGUUGGGUAUUUCCUCGAAGUCCCCGACUUUCCAGCCGGAGCGCUGUUUGCCAUACAGCUCAUCCCACCGUUCGCGUGCUACCGCGGGCUGUACGAGUUCGCCCAGUCCGCCUUUAUCGGCGCCUACCAGGCCACUUCCGGCACGCUCACCUUCAGCAACGCGGGCGAGUAUGGCUUCUGGGGCGCCGUGGGCAUCAUGGCUGUUGAGUGGGUCAUCUUCCUGCUGCUCGGACUCUACCUGGAUCAGGUGGUGCCAACUGGCGGCGGGUCGGGGAAGCAUCCGCUCUUCUUCCUUGACGGCAUCAGGGGGCGCCACAAGCACGGCAACACGCUCUCCAGGGCCUCCCGCUCCCACCGCGCCUCCGCCAAAGGCGCAGUCGAGGCGGAGAAGGAGCGAGAGGAUGUCAUGGCAGAGCGAGAGUUGGUGCAGCAGCUGCUCCAGAGGGACCAGCUAGACCACGGCUAUUCGAUUGUCUGUGACAACAUGAAGAAAGUCUACCCCGGGAGGGACGGCAACCCGCCGAAGCUGGCGGUUCGGGCCAUGUCGCUGGCGCUGGCUCGGGGCGAGUGCUUCGGCAUGCUGGGGCCGAACGGGGCGGGCAAGACGACGUGCAUCCACAUGAUGAUUGGACUCGUGAAGCCGAGCUCAGGGACAGCGUUCAUAGAGGGGAAGGACAUUCUGGAGGAGAUGGACGAUGUUUACACCAUCAUGGGCGUGUGCCCGCAGCACGAUCUCCUAUGGGAGCAGCUGACAGGAAGGGAGCACCUCUACUUCUACGGGCGCCUCAAGAACCUGCACGGGCAGGCGCUGCAGCAGGCGGUUCUGGAGUCUCUCAAAAGCGUCAACCUGCUGGCGGGGGGUGCUGCGGACAAGAAGGCCGGCAAGUACAGCGGAGGCAUGAAGAGGCGGCUCUCGGUGGCCAUCUCCCUCAUCGGCAAGCCACCCGUGGUCUACAUGGACGAGCCCAGCACGGGGCUGGACCCGGCAUCGCGCUACAACCUGUGGGCCGUGGUCAAGGAGGCCAAGAAGGACUCGGCUAUCGUGCUCACCACCCAUUCCAUGGAAGAAGCAGAGGCUCUGUGUGACCGUCUGGGCAUAUUCGUGGACGGCCAGUUUGAGUGCAUCGGGAACCCGAGGCAGCUGACGUCGCGGUACGGCGGGUCGUUUGUCUUUACUGUCACCACGCCGGCCGAAGAGGAGGAGGCGGCUGCUGAGCUGGCGAAGUCGCUCUCGCCCAAUGCCAAGAAGGUCUACAGCCUCGCGGGCACGCAAAAGUUUGAGCUGCCCACUGCAGAUGUGAACAUGGCAGAUGUGUUUGCAACAGUAGCCGAGGCCAAGGCACGGAUAUCGAUACGUGCGUGGGGCAUCGCCAACACAACCCUGGAAGACGUGUUCAUCAGCAUCGCCAAGGAGGCUCAGGGCGCUCAUGCUGCUCUGUCUUAG